GCAUAUCACAUCUCCCUGCUUGUAGCAGGCUGAUGAGUGUGUGCAGUUAGUGCAGGCACACACAUACUUCUGCGCUUUCCCUGAAAGUGGAGCAUUAGCAACUGCAGUCAAAACGCACCGUUGCUUCCUCAGCUCUGAUCCGAGCAGCAACUGUCUGAUUCUGUCUGGAGGAGCUUGGAGACGGCACUGGAGGCAAGUUUAAAAAGGACCUAGUGACACCCUGCUGUCACAUCUGGUUUCAGGGACCUACUUAUUAGUAGUCCAUUUAAAAUCACUUUCCUAGUCCCAUCUGUAGUGCACAUUCUUGAGAAGUGGCUGGCUGGCGAGGAAGGAGCACGCUGCUGAAGGCCCCAGCUACUGUUAAGACUGGCAAGAAAAUAUUAUUGACAGAUUGGACACUGUAGUCCUCCAGACAACAUUAAUCUAUUGGUGAUUCUGAAGUGAAGAUGUGAUUGAUGCUGUAGCAGAAACUGGUGAUAUAGGAAGUUGGCUGCAUUUUCAGAGAAGUUUUUGGACAUCCUUCUGCCUUUAUUAAGGAUGGACAUAUUUCUUUGUUUGGAAAUUAAGAUGUUCUCUGCUUCUAGGACACCAUGGUGAAAAUCUGUAAUUAAGGACGCUGGUAAUAAUAUAUGGAUUCUGUUGGAGAUAGAGUAUCAUACAAGUAUUGGAUGAAAUAUUUACCUGGCAAACAGACUUGCUGCUACAUUUCAAGUGACCUUGUCUUGGUGUACAGAAUACCAUCCCAUGAGGCAGUGCUGAGACACAGCUAUUAAGAAGAGUGAGCCCUGCAAAGAAGACUUUCCAACUUUACAGUAAGAUUGAGUGUCUCAGCCCAGACAAUGGGCCCCUGCCUCCAGGAGUGUGCGACUGAAAUAAAUCCACGGAGUUGAGCAGCCGCACUCUGUCGUGACCGCGAGCCGAAGCUGGAUUCUGACACACAAACUUCCAUGGAGCAUAAGCCAGGGGAGAGCAUGCAGUGAGGAUGGCUGGACCAUUGCAGUGGCGCACUGAUUUUUGUGGAUGGUGAUCACAAAAAGGGAAUUGAAGAGACCACCCGAGUUAUUCUGACACAUGACUUCAGUGCUUUCUUUUCUUAGACAGAUGAGGAUCUGAAAUAUGUAGACUGAGAAUAACACGUCUAGGUUAAAACAGUAUCCUACAAGAAUCAUUUGAUGGAUUGUUCCUAGAUAUUUCUUAGAAGGCAACUACCAAAAGUUAUUCUAAUCUGACCGCCACACAGACGUCAUUAUUUUAAUGUUGAAUACUCAGACAAGGGUGCCAUGGAUGUAAAGGAAAGGAAGCCGUAUCGAUCUCUGACUCGGCGCCGUGACACUGAGCGCCGCUACACCAGCUCUUCAGCCGAGAGUGAGGACAGCAAGGCACCCCAGAAGUCCUACAGCUCCAGCGAGACCCUGAAGGCUUAUGAUCAGGACUCCAGGCUGACUUACAGCAAUCGGGUCAAAGACAUGGUGCACCAGGAGGCUGAUGAAUUCUGCCGAGCAGGAGCCAACUUCUCUUUACGAGAGCUGGGACUUGAAGAUGUGACACCGACACACGGGGCUUUGUACCGGACCGACAUUGGGCUGCCUCACUGUGGCUACUCCCUCAGCGCCGGCUCAGAUGCGGACACGGAGGCAGAUGUGGUCAUGUCACCCGAGCACCCAGUGAGGAUCUGGGGACGCAACACCAAGUCCGGGCGCAGCUCCUGCUUGUCAAGCCGGGCCAACUCCAACCUCACCCUCACCGACACAGAGCAUGAGAAUACUGAAACAGGUCCCCCCCUGCCCUGUUCGUCCGCCUCCUCCACCCCCCGCUCGCAGUCCCCCUCCCCUCUCCCCUCGCCGCCGGCCAAUGAGGGCCCGGGGCGGUCGCUGGGCGACGGCGCGGCCCGGGCGGCCGCGGGCUCGGACUCUGAGGAAGAGUUUGUCCCUCAGUCAUUCUUAGUUCAAAGUGGCUCUGGAAACCUCUGUGCCGCCGCCAACGAUCAUCCUCCAAAUAUUCAAAAUCAUUCAAGACUUCGAACUCCACCUCCUCCAAUAUCACAUGCUCACACCCCAAAUCAGCAUCACGCAGCCUCCAUCAAUUCCCUGAACAGAGGGAACUUCACUCCACGCAGCAACCCCAGCCCAGCUCCCACGGACCACUCUCUCUCUGGAGAACAGCCAGCCACUACUCAAGAGCCAGCCCAUGCUCAGGACAACUGGUUACUCAACAGUAACAUCCCACUGGAGACAAGAAACAUAGCAAAGCAGACAUUCCUAGAGACAUUGCAGGACAACCUCAUUGAGAUGGACAUUCUCACCUCCUCCCGACAUGACGGUGCUUACAAUGAUGGGCACUUCCUGUUCAAACCUGGAGGCACUUCUCCCCUUUUUUGUACAACGUCGCCGGGAUAUCCCCUGACAUCCAGCACUGUGUACUCGCCUCCCCCUAGGCCCCUUCCCAGAAGUACCUUUUCUAGGCCUGCCUUUAACCUGAAGAAACCCUAUAAGUACUGUAACUGGAAAUGUGCUGCUCUGAGUGCCAUUGUCAUCUCAGUCACGCUGGUGAUCCUGCUGGCCUAUUUCAUAGCCAUGCACCUGUUUGGCCUAAACUGGCACCUGCAGCCGAUGGAAGGGCAGAUGUAUGAGAUCACGGAAGACACAGCCAGCAGUUGGCCAGUGCCAACGGACGUCUCCUUAUAUCCUUCGGGGGGCACAGGGUUAGAGUUACCUGACAGGAAAGGCAAAGGAGCCAGUGAAGGAAAGCCCAGUAGUUUCUUUCCAGACGACAGUUUUAUAGACUCCGGAGAAAUUGAUGUAGGCAGACGAGCCACACAGAAGAUCCCCCCUGGUAUCUUUUGGAGAUCUCAGGUGUUCAUCGACCACCCAGUGCAUCUGAAAUUCAAUGUGUCUUUAGGAAAGGCUGCUCUUGUUGGCAUCUAUGGCAGAAAAGGACUCCCACCAUCACACACACAGUUUGACUUUGUCGAGCUCCUUGAUGGAAGACGUCUGCUGACCCAGGAGGCGAGAAGCUUGGAAGGACCUCAGCGGCAGCACAGAGCUUUUGUGCCCUUGGCCAGCCACGAGACAGGAUUUAUCCAGUAUUUAGAUUCAGGAAUAUGGCAUUUAGCCUUCUACAAUGAUGGCAAGGAAUCGGAAGUGGUUUCUUUCCUUACUACUGCUAUUGAAUCAGUGGAUAACUGUCCCAGUAAUUGCUAUGGGAAUGGAGACUGCGUGUCUGGGACUUGCCAUUGCUUCCUUGGCUUUCUGGGCCCUGACUGUGGCAGAGCGUCCUGCCCAGUGCUGUGCAGUGGAAAUGGGCAGUACAUGAAGGGAAGGUGCUUGUGCCACAGUGGCUGGAAAGGAGCAGAGUGUGAUGUCCCAACCAACCAGUGCAUCGAUGUCUCCUGCAAUAACCAUGGCACAUGCAUCAUGGGCACCUGUAUCUGCAACCCGGGAUACAAAGGCGAGAGCUGUGAAGAAGUGGACUGCAUGGAUCCUACCUGCUCGGGACGAGGCGUGUGUGUCCGAGGAGAAUGUCACUGUUCGGUUGGCUGGGGAGGAACAAAUUGUGAGACCCCGAGAGCCACCUGUCUGGAUCAGUGCUCUGGUCAUGGGACCUUCCUCCCGGAUACUGGACUCUGCAGCUGCGAUCCCAACUGGACCGGCCAUGACUGCUCAAUCGAGAUUUGUGCAGCGGACUGCGGAGGACAUGGCGUUUGUGUGGGAGGCACCUGCCGCUGCGAGGAGGGCUGGAUGGGCACAGCCUGUGAUCAGCGAGCGUGUCACCCACGCUGCAACGAGCACGGGACCUGCCGGGACGGCAAGUGUGAAUGCAGCCCGGGCUGGAACGGAGAGCACUGCACCAUUGCUCACUAUCUGGAUAAGGUAGUGAAAGAGGGAUGCCCUGGCUUGUGCAAUGGCAAUGGCAGAUGCACUCUGGACAUGAACGGCUGGCACUGCGUCUGCCAGCUGGGCUGGAGAGGAGCAGGCUGUGACACUUCCAUGGAGACGGCAUGCGGUGAUGGGAAAGACAACGAUGGAGAUGGCCUGGUGGAUUGCAUGGACCCAGACUGCUGCUUGCAGCCACUCUGCCACGUUAAUGCUCUGUGCCUGGGCUCCCCGGACCCCCUGGAUAUCAUCCAGGAGACACAAGCCCCCGUCUCCCAGCAGAGCUUGCAUUCCUUCUAUGAUCGAAUCAAGUUCCUGAUUGGCAAGGACAGCACUCACGUCAUCCCAGGGGACAAUCCUUUUGAAGGCGGACAUGCAUGUGUGAUUCGAGGCCAGGUGAUGACAGCAGAUGGGACCCCUUUAGUUGGAGUGAACAUCAGCUUUGUCAACAAUCCUCUGUUUGGAUACACAAUCAGCAGACAAGAUGGCAGCUUUGAUCUUGUUACCAUUGGUGGAAUCUCCAUUAUCCUGCACUUUGAGCGGGCUCCCUUCAUCACCCAGGAGCACACGCUGUGGCUGCCAUGGGAUCGCUUUUUUGUAAUGGAAACCAUCAUCAUGAGGCACGAAGAGAACGAGAUCCCAAGCUGUGACCUCAGUAACUUCGCCCGGCCCAACCCUGUGGUCUCUCCUUCUCCGCUCACUGCUUUCGCAACUUCUUGCUCAGAGAAAGGUCCUAUUGUUCCUGAAAUCCAGGCUCUACAAGAGGAGAUUAACGUUUCCGGCAGUAAAAUAAAAGUGAGUUACCUGAGCAGCCGCACAGCUGGCUACAAAUCAGUGCUGAGGAUCAGCAUGACCCACCCCACCAUCCCCUUCAACCUCAUGAAAGUCCACCUCAUGGUGGCUGUCGAGGGACGCCUCUUCAGGAAGUGGUUUGCAGCAGCCCCAGACCUGUCCUACUAUUUCAUCUGGGACAAGACAGAUGUCUACAGCCAGAAGGUGUAUGGGCUCUCAGAAGCCUUCGUUUCAGUAGGUUAUGAGUAUGAAUCCUGUCCAGACUUAAUCCUGUGGGAGAAGAGGACAGCUGUGCUUCAGGGUUAUGAAAUUGAUGCUUCCAAACUUGGAGGAUGGUCCCUGGACAAACACCAUGCCCUCAACAUACAAAGUGGCAUCUUGCAUAAGGGAAAUGGGGAAAACCAGUUCAUUUCCCAGCAGCCACCUGUAAUUGGAAGCAUUAUGGGCAACGGCCGCAGGCGGAGCAUUUCUUGUCCAAGCUGCAAUGGUCUGGCAGAUGGAAACAAACUCCUGGCUCCUGUUGCCCUAACAUGUGGGUCUGAUGGAAGUCUUUAUGUUGGAGAUUUCAACUACAUCCGAAGGAUCUUUCCCUCUGGCAAUGUCACCAACAUACUGGAGCUGAGAAAUAAAGAUUUCAGACAUAGCCACAGCCCAGCUCAUAAGUAUUACUUGACCACAGAUCCGAUCACCGGCUCCAUCUACCUCUCAGACACCAACAGCCGACGUAUCUAUAAAAUCAAGUCAACCACGUCAGUGAAAGACAUUGUGAAGAACUCAGAGGUCUUGGCUGGAACUGGGGAUCAGUGCCUCCCAUUUGAUGAUACCCGCUGUGGAGAUGGAGGCAAAGGCACUGAUGCCACCCUUACAAAUCCCAGGGGUAUCACCGUGGACAAGUUUGGGCUGAUUUACUUUGUGGAUGGCACCAUGAUUAGGAGGAUUGAUCAGAAUGGAAUAAUCUCCACUGUGUUGGGUUCCAAUGACUUGACAUCUGCUCGGCCUCUCAGCUGUGACUCUGUUAUGGACAUUUCUCAGGUUCGUCUGGAAUGGCCCACGGAUCUGGCAGUGAAUCCCAUGGAUAAUUCGCUCUAUGUCCUUGACAACAACGUUGUGCUGCAGAUCUCUGAGAACCACCAAGUGCGCAUCGUGGCGGGGAGGCCCAUGCACUGCCAGGUGCCAGGCAUGGAUCACUUUCUCCUCAGCAAGGUGGCAAUCCACGCCACGCUGGAGUCAGCCACCGCCCUGGCCGUGUCCCACAACGGGGUGCUGUACAUCGCCGAGACCGACGAGAAGAAGAUCAACCGCAUCAGGCAGGUCACCACCAACGGGGAGAUCUCCCUGGUCGCCGGCGCCCCGAGCAGCUGUGACUGCAAGAACGAUGCCAACUGCGACUGCUUCUCGGGGGACGACGGCUACGCCAAGGACGCCAAGCUCAACGCGCCCUCCUCGCUCGCCGUGUGUGCCGACGGGGAGCUGUACGUCGCCGACCUGGGGAACAUCCGAAUCCGCUUCAUUCGGAAAAACAAACCCUUCCUCAACACACAAAAUCUCUAUGAGUUAUCCUCACCUAUAGAUCAGGAACUCUACUUGUUUGACACCAGUGGGAAGCACCUUUAUACUCAGAGCCUUACCACUGGAGAUUAUCUUUACAAUUUUACUUAUUCUGGAGAUGGAGAUAUAACCCUGAUCACUGACAAUAAUGGCAACUUAGUCAACAUCCGAAGAGAUUCCACAGGGAUGCCCCUCUGGCUGGUGGUGCCCGAUGGCCAAGUCUACUGGGUGACAAUUGGUACCAACAGUGCACUCAAAAGUGUAACAACACAGGGGCAUGAAGUAGCCAUGAUGACUUACCACGGCAACUCUGGUCUCCUUGCCACUAAAAGCAAUGAAAAUGGCUGGACAACAUUUUAUGAAUACGACAGCUUUGGCCGCCUGACCAACGUGACCUUCCCUACUGGGCAAGUGAGCAGCUUCCGCAGCGACACCGACAGCUCUGUGCACGUCCAGGUGGAAACCUCCAGCAAGGAUGAUGUUACAAUAACAACCAAUUUGUCAGCAUCAGGGGCCUUCUACACCCUGCUCCAAGACCAAGUCCGAAACAGCUACUACAUCGGUGCUGAUGGCUCCCUCAGACUGAUGCUCGCCAAUGGCAUGGAGGUGGCCUUGCAGACCGAGCCACAUCUGCUGGCUGGCACGGUCAACCCCACGGUGGGGAAGAGAAAUGUCACCCUGCCCAUCGACAACGGCCUCAACCUCGUGGAGUGGAGGCAGAGGAAGGAGCAAGCGAGAGGGCAGGUCACCGUCUUUGGACGUCGGCUGAGGGUUCACAACAGAAACCUGCUGUCCCUUGACUUUGAUCGUGUGACAAGGACUGAGAAAAUCUAUGAUGACCACCGCAAGUUCACGCUCCGCAUCCUCUACGACCAGGCAGGGAGGCCCAGUCUCUGGUCACCCAGCAGCAGACUGAAUGGGGUCAAUGUCACCUAUUCCCCAGGAGGACACAUUGCAGGGAUUCAGAGGGGCACAAUGUCAGAAAGGAUGGAGUACGAUCAGUCUGGCAGAAUUACAUCCAGAAUCUUUGCUGAUGGUAAAUCAUGGAGCUACACCUACUUGGAGAAGUCCAUGGUGCUGCUCCUUCACAGCCAGAGACAGUACAUCUUUGAGUUUGACAAGAAUGACCGGUUGUCCUCGGUGACCAUGCCCAACGUUGCCCGUCAGACUUUGGAAACCAUUCGUUCCAUUGGUUACUACAGGAACAUCUACCGGCCACCAGAAGGCAAUGCCUCAGUAAUUCAGGACUUCACAGAAGAUGAGCAGCUCCUCCACACUUUGUACUUGGGCACUGGGAGACGCGUCAUCUACAAGUAUGGGAAGCUGUCCAAGUUAGCCGAGAUGCUCUACGACACCACAAAGAUCAGUUUCACAUACGACGAAACUGCGGGCAUGCUGAAGACCAUAAACCUGCAGAAUGAAGGGUUCACCUGCACAAUCAGGUACAGACAGAUAGGGCCCCUCAUUGACCGACAGAUUUUCCGCUUCACUGAGGAGGGCAUGGUGAAUGCACGCUUUGACUACAACUAUGACAACAGCUUCCGCGUGACCAGCAUGCAAGCGGUCAUCAACGAGACACCUUUGCCUAUCGAUCUCUACAGGUACGAUGACGUGUCAGGCAAAACUGAGCAAUUCGGUAAAUUCGGGGUCAUCUACUAUGAUAUCAACCAGAUUAUCACCACUGCUGUCAUGACCCACACUAAACAUUUUGAUGCCUAUGGCAGGAUGAAGGAGGUCCAGUAUGAGAUAUUCCGGUCUCUCAUGUACUGGAUGACUGUGCAGUACGACAACAUGGGUAGAGUGGUUAAGAAGGAGCUGAAGGUUGGCCCUUACGCAAACACAACUCGUUACUCAUAUGAAUAUGAUGCUGAUGGCCAGUUGCAGACUGUGUCUAUCAAUGACAAACCUCUCUGGCGUUACAGCUAUGACCUAAAUGGAAACCUCCAUCUGUUGAGUCCAGGGAAUAGUGCCCGCCUUACACCACUCAGGUAUGACCUCAGGGAUAGGAUUACUAGACUGGGGGAUGUGCAGUACAAAAUGGAUGAAGAUGGCUUCCUGAAGCAAAGGGGCAAUGAUAUUUUUGAGUACAAUUCAGCUGGCCUGCUCAUCAAAGCCUACAAUAAAGCAAGUGGGUGGAGUGUGAAGUACCGCUAUGAUGGCCUAGGAAGGAGAGUCUCCAGCAAAACCAGCCAUGGCCACCACUUGCAGUUCUUCUAUGCAGAUCUGACCAACCCAACAAAAGUGACCCACUUGUACAACCACUCGAGCUCUGAGAUCACCUCUCUGUACUAUGACCUCCAGGGCCACCUCUUUGCAAUGGAGCUCAGCAGCGGCGAUGAAUUCUACAUAGCCUGCGAUAACAUUGGCACUCCUUUGGCUGUCUUCAGUGGGACUGGCUUAAUGAUCAAGCAGAUACUGUACACAGCAUAUGGGGAGAUCUAUAUGGACACUAAUCCCAACUUCCAGAUCAUCAUCGGCUACCAUGGAGGACUGUAUGACCCCCUCACGAAGCUCAUCCACAUGGGGCGGAGAGACUACGAUGUGCUAGCAGGUCGCUGGACAAGUCCGGACCAUGAUAUGUGGAAGCAUCUGAGUAGCAAUAACAUAAUGCCUUUCAACCUGUAUAUGUUCAAAAACAACAACCCCAUUAGCAAUUCUCAGGAUAUCAAAUGUUACAUGACAGAUGUCAACAGUUGGCUGCUCACCUUUGGGUUCCAGCUGCACAAUGUCAUCCCCGGCUACCCCAAGCCAGAUAUGGAUGCCAUGGAGCCAUCCUAUGAGCUAAUCCACACACAGAUGAAAACCCAAGAAUGGGACAAUAGCAAGUCCAUUUUGGGGGUCCAGUGUGAAGUGCAGAAGCAGCUGAAGGCUUUUGUCACCCUGGAGCGCUUUGAACAGAUCUACAGCUCCAGCAUCGCUGGGUGCCGGCACAUCAAGAAGAACAAGAACUUUGCUUCAGGAGGCUCCAUCUUUGGCAAGGGCGUCAAGUUCGCCAUGAAAGACGGGCGUGUGGCCACGGACAUCAUCAGCGUGGCCAAUGAGGAUGGACGGAGGAUCGCAGCCAUCCUGAACAAUGCCCACUACCUGGAGAACUUGCACUUCACCAUCGACGGGGUGGACACGCACUAUUUCAUCAAGCAGGGGCCGUCGGAGGGUGACCUGUCCAUCCUGGGCCUCAGCGGCGGGCGGAGGACCCUGGAGAACGGCGUGAAUGUGACAGUGUCCCAGAUCAACACAGUGCUGAGUGGGAGGACUAGACGCUACACGGACAUCCAGCUCCAGUACGGUGCACUGUGUCUAAACACGCGCUACGGGACCACCUUGGACGAGGAGAAGGCACGCGUCCUGGAGCUGGCCCGACAGCGCGCCGUCACCCAAGCUUGGUCCCGGGAACAGCAGAGACUGCGGGAUGGGGAGGAGGGUAUUCGCUCGUGGACAGAAGGGGAGAAGCAACAAGUGCUAAACACGGGCCGGGUACAGGGCUACGAUGGCUAUUUUGUGAUCUCAGUGGAGCAGUACCCUGAACUCUCAGACAGCGCCAACAACAUCCACUUCAUGAGACAGAGUGAAAUGGGCAGAAGGUGACAGAGAGGGUCAAUGCGGUGACUUCUUGCCAAAGACAGCUACUCUUUUGUGGCCACUUACCUGACUGUGUUGUACUCAAUCCUUUUUCUAAACUGAACAAGGUGGGGUGGGAGGAAGAUAGAAAGAGAAGGAAUAAUACGGUUGCACUGUAACUCAUGCAACAUACUUUUUUCCCGCUUUAAUUUGGCCUUCAUGCGUUUUUUGCAAUGAACAGAAGGUAUAUUUUGCCGUAGUGUGAUCACAGUGAAAUUUACUGUCUCUUGUCCUUUUUUCUGUUUGUUUGUUUUGGGUUUUUUUGUUUCUUUUCCCCCUUCUUUGUGAGGAAUUUGAAGUGGGGAGUCGUCAACGUAAGUCCUUAGGUGUAAGUGCAAAAUGGGUGUCUGUGCUAACUUGUGUCAUCCUAACCCUUUCUAAUUUGGGGCAGGGACAUAGCCUUCCACCUGGAGCAGGGAGAGCCCAUGGCAUGCCAGAGAGCUCUUCCCAGAAAGAAAGGAGAUGGAAGACAACGCUGAUUCUGAUACUCUGAAAGUGACCGUCCGAAUCAUGUGCCUCAAAAGGGACCUUACAAGUAGUUUUCACGUUUCACUUGGGACAUAAAGUGUUUCUUUGGGGGCUCCUGCUGAGCAGAAGUAGAUUAUAGAGGCAAAGGAGCUGAUUAUAUUACCUUGCAAGAUGAUUCUCUUCCUUCCUGAACUGGAAUAAAAAAAGAGAAAAAAUUGGUCUUUUUUCAUUAUGAGAGUAGAUACUUUUUGGGUUUUUUUGUGUGUGCGCAAAUCCUGGUUUUAGUUAAAUAACCUAGCAAAAGCCAAGAAAAGGGACUCCUGCUCUAUUGAGAAAAGCUAAAAUAAAUCCUCUCUCAUACGUAGAGCUGUUCUAUAGGUGGAUUUAAUGCACCCAUGUUGUACAUUUGCUAAUGGCAUAACUUCAUUAAAUGUAUAGUGUUUCAGUACAUGAGGCUACGUGUUUAACAGUCCACUGUGCUGUAUCUGAUAAAACCAGUUAAUUUCUAGGAAGCUGAUUUGAAUUUAAAAGUAGUUAUAGUAUCCCAGUGACAUACCACUGAAAAUUAGAGUCAAACCCUGCUUUUCCUGAUUCUGGAGCUUGUAUUUAUUGGCUGGGAAAUGCAGUUUGGAGUAGCAUGCUGGCAAGUCAUUUAUGACUAUGGCAGAUAAAUGUCUCCUGGGGACUUUGGCAGCAGGGAUUUUAAAAUGUUUAAUAAGUAGCAACAGCUUGUGCGUGGUGGGACAAGAAGGAGAAUAUGAAAUCAACCCUCUCACUGUUUCUUACAUGAGCUCAAAUUUAAUGGAGAGCCCAUUUGACUGUUAGCAGUGACGAGGGGGAGGUUCAAUGGAAAUGCCCACUACAGAGAGGACCAAGUGCUUUAAUAAGAAACUGCUGACAAAGUUGCUCGGCAUGCUAAUGUAAUUUUUAUUCACAUAACCUCUGUGCUCUGGUAUUUGGAAGAGUCCUUGAAAUUCAGGGGAGCAAGGAGAUGAGGUCAGCAUCCUCUUCCCUGCCUGAAACAGUCCUGUGCUGUUCCUGCAGGCAGAAGUGUUACCCCACCUCUCAAUGGAGCUCUGGCUGGAGGUGGCUAACCCUGGUCCUAGAUAGAUGUCUCUAUCACACUGAUACCUGCAUAUGUCCUGACUGUAAGAGCUCUCUUGUGUCUCUCUGGGACCAGCUCAGCCCUGAUUUUUUAAUUUUUUUUUAAUUCCAUCCACUUUGGCUUUUCCCAGUUCUACAGAGAGAUAACCCAAGACAACUCCAUGCCAAGGCUGUUUCCUUACUCGGAGUCCUACAAUGCACCUGUGUACUCAGAGGCAGCUCUUCUGCACUCAUGCCACCACCACUGCCAUCCUCCAGCACAGACUGGCACCCCUCUGCAGGAUCUGAGCCCCAGAUACAGCGGGGGCAUGUGUUGGCCAUGCAGUCCUUGAGCAGUGAAACAUUGGCAGCCCCGGAGCUCUCACGGUUUCUCUGUAGAAACCGGCUGCCAGCUCCGUCUGCCUUGCCUGUCUGUUCCAGGGUGCUUGCCAGGAGGAAGCUGAUGGGAUGGAAAUUCCCCUAACAGACUGUUCCUCCUCCGUUUCCGAAUCCCUAAUACCUUUGGCUGUGUGGCAAUGACCAAUGUUAUGGGUUUGAUUUUCUGCUUUUCUCUCCUGCUUGCAGCAAGGGUGUUGAUGCUGGUGCUGUGUCCCAGCGCUGUACUCUGAACCACCCCUUGCAGCACACAACCUUUAUUACUUUGGCAGGAGUGAACCACAGGCAGCUGGAAAGGGUAUCCAGUUCUGGCAGAGCCAGGUGGGAGAAGACAUGUUGGCCAGACCUGCUCCAGGCUUUUACAAGGGAGCAGUUGCUUUGGCUGCUGCCUGCCAGGGAUGGUUAAAAGGCCAUGGCAUUGCCACCUGUAUGCCUGGUAUAAAGUGCUUGGCAAGCGUGGGUUGCCCUGAGGAUGCACAGGUGGGGGUCAGGGGCAGUGUUAGCCAAACCAGCAGUAACCACCUACUCAAAGGAAGCAGCACCUUCUUGCCAGUGCUGUCCAGCUCCCUGCUUCCCUCUCUCCAAGUCACACUAGGGACAAAUCCCUCUUAAAACCUCAAACUUGUGAUGGCUGUGAGUGUCUCAAACAGCAUGAAUGGAACAAAAAGAGACCUGCAGGAGGCAGGGUCAAAAGGUAUGAACCCCUAGUAAAAGACUCACAGAGCAGAGAGAGCUCAUUGUGCCUCCCAUUUACACUGCCCCAUUCCAAGCAGCUCCGAAGAAAAGUGAUGCUUCUGUAUCCAUCUGCGUCCAUGUGUUACAAUGCGAAGAGGUGCAGCGCAAGAAUAAAUGGGCCAUUUUUCCACGGAGUCAAGAAAAGAGAUUGGAGUGUAAAAUAUUCCUACUGGAACCCUGCCAGCCUGAGAUGGCACCUCUACAGCCUUACGCAGACUCUUCAGGUUAUUACAUGAGCUAAUGACUUUGAGGAGUUCACCCAUUUUUCAAGAGUCUCCCAGUCCCUCCAUGCUUGUCCAGCACGCCCAGAGCCAGGACCCCAGAGCUCUGUGCCAUGGCCAAGGCAAGACCCUCGUGUUGCAUUUUUCUGCAUCGUCAAGCAGCACUGGGACGUGACUACGCCUGUCUGCCUGCUGGGUCCGUGACAGUCUUCUCCUGGGCCUGCAGCUCGUAUGGAAACUAUGGACAUUGUGUCAAAAGGGGGAAAAAUAUAGCUAUAAAAGUAUAUAUAUGUAUAUGUUGCUCCUUUCUAUCAAAACAAAAAUUUAAUAGGGAUGGCUAUCUAAUACUGGGGGAAAAACCUGUCCAAAGACAGCUACUACAUUCCUGAAUCCUCAGCCUCUGUGAAAGCUUUCCACCUCACCUAGAUGGCAAAACAACAUUUUCAGUCCUGAAGCACUAAAUUUACCCAUUCAUUAGUAAAAAAAUGCUUUUUCUACAGGAUCCCAAGUGCAUUUCCAGUUUACUUAUGGCCCUGUAGCUCCUUCCCAGCCUUUUUGUUGUCCAUUUUGCCUCCCCAUGUUACCAUUCUGGUUGCCUGGCCCUUCUUGCUUUGUCUAUGUGCAGGCGUGAAGUAAUUUAUUGCUUCCAUGAGAGUGGAAGGUCUUGGGUGCAAAUCCCACAGCACUUCACUCCCUAUCAUAGGAUCAGGGACUGGUUUGUGUUGGAAAGAACCUUAAAGAUCAUCCAGUUUCAACCACCUGCCAUGGGCAGCAACACCUUUCACUAAAAGGUGAAAACCCCAUCCCAGCUGGCCUCGAACCCUUCCAGGGAUGGAAUAUGCACAGUUUCUCUGGGCGACCUGUGCCAGUGCCUCACCACCCUCACAGGAAAUAAUUUCUUCCCAAUACUUAAUCUACUCUCUCUGUUUGAAGCCAUGCCACAUUGUCCUGUCACUCCAUGCCCUUGUCAAAGUCCCUCUCCAGCUCUCUAGGAGCCCCUUAGGCACUGGAAGGGUCUCUAGGGGGUUCCCAGAGUCGUCUCCAGGCUGAGCAGCGCUGUGAGCAUCUUAGCAGCCUCCUCCAGACUUGCUCCAACAGCUCAACAUCUUUCUUGUGUUGGGGGCCCCAGAGCUGGAUGCAGCAUUCCAGCUGGGAUCUGGUCAGGGCAGAGCAGGGGGCAGAAUUUUGCCCUGCUGCCCACACUGCUGGUGAUGCAGCCCAGGAUACGUUUGGCUUUCUGAGCUGUGACUGCUCCCUAAUGGGUCAUGGUGAGCUUCUCACCCAACAGCACCCCCAUUUUUCUCCCUAGGUAUGCACUCCAUCCAUUCUCUGCCCAGCCUGUAUUUGUGCUUGGGAUUGCCCCAGCUGAACUUCAUGAGGUUCACACUGGCCCACCACUCAGGCUUGUCAAGGUCCCUCUGGAUGGCAUCCCUUCCCUCCAGCAAUUGCUCUAGAUGCUGUUUCAAAGGCCCAUUGAAAGGUGUGGCAUACCAUCUCCUGGGGAAAACAUCACUGUGCUUUAAGUCUCAUGUGCUUUAAGGUUUGAUUUUUGAGAAGUCAUUUUUGUUCUUGACUCCCAAAAAGAGGACUCAGCCCUCACCAAAAGGAGUUCCCCAUCAAAAUACAGAGGUGUAACUUCACUUGCUUUCAACUCUGGUCUUGUCUCCAGUCCAAAGAGUAGUGAGAAGGAUCCUGACCAAAUCUCACAGCUCAGAGGACAAAAUGCAGUGCUUUGGAGCAGAGGCUGCAUCUCUCAGUGAGAGCAAUAAAGAGCAACAGCUCAAGUCUUCAGUAGCUGGAGCUGGUAUUGAAACAUGCUCCUUUUGAAGGAACGACAGUGAUGGGACUUACUUGGUGUGGCAUCCAAACAUAAGCAGUGCCAUGAGGACUCUGUAGCUGAAUAACAUCCUGUGAACCCAGCCCAGGGGGAGAGGAGCAAGACCAAUUAGGCAUCACAAGAAAUGCCACAUUUGUUUCCUCUGAGAUCUUUAUUUUAUUUUAUUUUUUCCCUUUCAACUGGAGAUUGGCACUUGGAAAAAUCAUUAAGCAGCAGUGACCGGAGGGAGUCACGCAGCUCAUCAUAUCUUUGUCAUCACAGCUAUUGAUCAGAGCCACAGUGAAAAUGGGCCAACAAUGCUAAACAACACCAGGCGAGAGCUGAUGAGAUGAAGGUCAUUAAGAGCCCGGUGCUUGAUUCAGGUUUAGAAGACACAGAUGACUGGGAGCAGUCCCUGAGACACCAUUUGGCCGUAACUUAGGAACAGUGAGGGAUUUCUGUAAUAUAUCUGUAGUUGCUUUAUUGAGUGUAGGGACCGGCAUGAAAUUCUGCUCAGUCUAUUAUACAGACAGUGUAACCAGAAUAAAUCAAAAUUGUUCAAAAAAAAAAAAUCUAAUAAAGUACUUUUUCAGCUGUGACUUGUAAGUGUCACCGUGAUGGAUGGCAGCGCAAUCCAUUAUGCAAAGACAAGGCUCUUAACAUGAAAUUUUAGAAUUCGAUUUUACGAUUUACAGAGAGGGCCCCCCUCGUAUUUACGGCACAGCAGUCUAUUUUGAUUCAAUCUCGGCGUAAUUGAAACCAGGGCCAGGGAUCAUGGUUAGUCCUGUGGCUGCUUUUUAAAAGGGGAGGAGAAACAACUGCCUGUAACAUUAAUAAUGGAGCUAGGGAGAUCGCUUUGCUUGUUAAAUCUCACUCAGUUUAUCUUCUCACCCUGGUGGCUCUUCCAGACCUGGUGAACAUGAACACUGUGCCUCCAUGCCAGGGAUGAAUUUGAUGGGAUAAAAUCUGGCUGCCAUGUGGCCAGCAGCGUCCUCCAUCCCACAGUGAGCAUGGCCUGGGGCAUUUUUGCUCCUGUUGCUACAGUCCUCCACAGGACAAGCUAGUUUUUCAGUACCUCUUUUUAUUAUAAUCACUCAUUUUAUUAUGAUCACUAAAUAGUUCCCCGUUACACCAAAGAAUUUCCAUGAGUUUUAUAAAAAUAAAAAAAUAACCCAAAGCCUUCUUGUGUUUGCUUUUUUUUUUUUUAUUUUUUGGUGUAUUUGUUUUGGGUUGAUUUUUUUUCAUCUCUUGAAAAUAUUUACAUAAAAUUACUUGCGACUGUAGAGCAAACUUUAAACAGACACCUUGGGGGCACGGAGGGCCCUGUCCAGGACCCCUCUUCUCCCUUCUGGAUGAAGGGCCAUUGCAUGUCCUGGGGGCCAUUUCCUGUGGCAGUUUUCCAUCCUCUGCCACCCCAGUCAAAAACAACCCAGCCCACCCUAGGGAAAUCUUCUGUGUUUCUUUUGUACUCUCCUUUAAUUAACAUAAAACUUUGUGUUCCUGACCAAGUGUUACAUAGCUCAGCUGUUAACUCCCAUUCCAGAGGUCAGUGCUUUCUGGGGAGCAUAGAAAAUGACAAAUGAAAAGUAAUUAAAAAAUAUAUACAUAUAUAUAUAAUUUUUUUCCUUAGAGAUGGAAAUUGUUCAAGCAAACACUAAAACUUUCAAAAAAGAAAAAUAAAGUGUUUGAACAGUUCGUAGAUAUUGUUGAAAUAACCAAUCAAAGAAUCACACUUUUCUAUAAAGUAAAAUGUUUAUUUUGUGAGAGGACUUCUAAUGCAGCUCCAGCCAAGAAGAGGACUUUGUAUCAAAGCUGCAUCUGUAAGCCCAGCACUGAAGACUCUUGUCAUUACCCUGUGUAAUAAUUUUCCUGAAGUCUGGAACUAAUUUUUUGAGAAAUUUUUUUUUCUCAAUACUUUGUGUUUCUAAUACUGUAUUCUUGACUGUGUAAAUACAACCAGGCUGUAAAUAAGUGCAGAUGUAGAUACCUUCUAGAAAAAAAAAAAAGCAAACAGACAGAAAUGACCAUGUGUAGCCUUCAGUGACAAAUAAAAGAAUAUUUUGUGUUUAAA
Messenger RNA from Zonotrichia albicollis (white-throated sparrow), 16620 nucleotides. It is a transcript of the gene TENM4, whose product is annotated as teneurin transmembrane protein 4. Gene Ontology annotation, biological process: signal transduction; neuron development; heterophilic cell-cell adhesion. The record is from RefSeq and is a predicted model, not a curated record. Lineage: Eukaryota; Metazoa; Chordata; Aves; Passeriformes; Passerellidae. Gene Ontology annotation, molecular function: protein heterodimerization activity; protein homodimerization activity; cell adhesion molecule binding. Gene Ontology annotation, cellular component: neuron projection; membrane.